This is a messenger RNA of Schistosoma haematobium, 2385 nucleotides long. RefSeq lists its product as uncharacterized. Lineage: Eukaryota; Metazoa; Platyhelminthes; Trematoda; Strigeidida; Schistosomatidae. The transcript is spliced from 9 exons. The record is from RefSeq and is a predicted model, not a curated record. Bases 80 to 1609 code for a protein of 509 amino acids.
AUUUAUUAUGAUCCAGUAAACGUGGGUAAAUGAUUCACAGUUUUUAAGAUAUGGGUUGAUGAGUUGAAGUACUCUUAACAUGAUGGAAGGUCAUCACAAAGUUCCUUUGUUUUGGACAUGUUUCACAUUUACUACAUUCGGUUUCACAUGUAGUUUUGUCUCAAUGGUUAUGCCUUACUGGUAUGCCAGAUAUCCUCAGUCUCAAAAUCGUUUUGUAAGACUGGGGCUCUGGGAGGUGUGUUUUGAAGGCUAUAUGGCGAAGAAAACUGGAAAUUAUAUGUAUUUUGGAUGUUUCUAUUUAUUUGAUACGAAAAUUUUGACUCUGUGGCCGAUCAUAUUCAGAGAUUGGUUUAUUGCCUGUCAAGCUUUUUUUACAUGCAGUUUUGCAACCCAUAUAUUGGCAGAAUGUGUUAUUUUGACUCAAGUUCUCGGCUUGGUCUCCAUUUUUGGGUCACGUGCAGUCUUGUGUAUAAUGGUGACUCUAUCAGUUAACUGUUUUUCAACUUUAGUUAGUUUGAUCACAAUGGGUGUAGGAGUAGACACUGAACAGAAAAUUGAAAAGGCUGCAAAACAUCCUUGGUUAGAAGAUCUUGAUCAGAACUCAUUGUCUUGGUCAUAUGGUAUUGCUGCAAUAUCCCUAUUACCAAGCUGCCUUACAGUUAUAAUUUUAGGAUGGUUUGUUUACCCUAAAAAAUCUCCAUGUGGGCUAUUAAUUAAUUCAGCAUGGAAUUGGCCAACAUUGAAUGAUUUGCAAUGUCGUUAUCAUAUGCAUGAUAUGCAUGUUCCAAAAAUCUCUUCAUCUUCAAAUCCUCAAUCAUCAUGUCAUAAUAUCACUACUAUGUCUACCGAUUAUCCGCAUUCAUUGCGCUCUCGUACAUUAAUCCAAUCCAGUCAGAUUACUGGUGACCAGUUGUCCAAUGAAUUGAAUAAUAAAAUACUUUGUAAACCAACAUUAUUUCACAAGUCGGGUGCUCAGAUAGAAACAUUACCAAUGAUAACGGCACAAGACCAAAAUUCUAUAUUGUCUGAUAAUUGUGGCAAAUUGAGUAGUUAUGAUCCACGUUCAGCGGAUACAGUAUCACUUUCAUCCUACGAACAACCUCCAUUGAAUCUGUUAUAUAAUCCACAAACUAUAAACAUGAACCACCAGUUCAAUUCAAUAAUGUAUUCAAAAGAGAAUAAUUUUGUAGAAAAUGACUAUUGUUCUUCUAUUGAUUGCAAAACAAAAUUAAUUCAAUCUAAUUUAUUGUCUACAUUUCAUAAAUUCUCUGCGCCUUUUUUGAAAGAAUCUACAAGUGAACGAAAACAACCACAAUGUAUUACAAAUUCUGAUUCUCAUUCACAUUUAAAAUCGAUUCAUUCAAAUAAAUCAUCGAACCUCCAACAACCUUCAUCUAGUAAUCCAGAUACUUCAAUAUGGACAGAAAAUUCCAUUAUUCAAACUGCUCGUCCAAUGAAAAGAACUAAGCAAAAAAUGAAAACAGAUCAGUUUAUGAAGAAGCUUAUCCCAUCUGAAAAUUUAUUUAAAUUUUCAUCAUCAUUUCCCAACACUGUUCAUAAAUUUUUCAGUAAAACAAAACAAACAAACGAAAAAAGGAAUGAAAAUUGAAAAUUACUAAAAAAAAAACAGAAAAUUAUUUAUUCUCCAUUGAGGGGGGUGGAUAUUAAUUUAUUUGAAGAUAUGACUAGUUUAAUUGUUUCUAUUCGCUAAUGAUGAUCAAUUUGUUUGUUUAAAAUAAAAAUUGAAAGUCAACCAAAUAGAUUUGUUCAAAAAGCUAAACCAAUGAAUCGAAAGUAAUAAUGAAAAAGGUAAACAAAGAAAGAAAACAACAACAACAACCUAUCAUCACAGUAUUGCAUUUAUUUUGAGUAUUUUUUCUUCUCUAAAACUGUGCUCGAACCACAAGAAAUUCCAUUGUUGAAUAUGUCUCUCGAUAUACCUAGUCAAGGUCUUAUUUGCUUUCUCAUUUAACCACACCAAACAGUAUAGUAGUAACAAAAGAAAAAAAACAAGCCUUUUUUGUAGAAUAUAUUCUAUUCAAAAUCACUUUUUUCUAAUACAAUCUUCCCCUGCAAAUUAUAUCCCCCCCCCUUCCCUUUUUUCUCUCUCUAACAAAUGUUUGAAGCAUCUUAUUGUAAAUUGUGCUUUGUUACUUAUGUGAUUUUUUUCUGUCUCAAGAAAAUUAAUUCCAAAGUGUUCAUUUAACUUCUUUUUUAGUUUUUUUUGUGUAAACUAUUUUUGAUUACCCCCCCCCGUGCUAUUUUUUAUUUGUUUUGGGAUUCUUUACAUUACCGCUGAUAUUAAAUAGGUUUAGCAUUAUCUAUAAAUAAAAUGAAAUAAUACAUACCGAUAACUCAGGACUUAAAUAUACAACAAAUCAAAAA